This is a messenger RNA of Oryzias melastigma (Indian medaka), 7790 nucleotides long. It is a transcript of the gene zfhx2, whose product is annotated as zinc finger homeobox 2. The transcript is spliced from 5 exons. Gene Ontology annotation, molecular function: zinc ion binding; RNA polymerase II cis-regulatory region sequence-specific DNA binding; DNA-binding transcription factor activity, RNA polymerase II-specific. Gene Ontology annotation, cellular component: nucleus. The coding region runs from base 514 to 5310 and encodes 1598 amino acids. Gene Ontology annotation, biological process: regulation of transcription by RNA polymerase II. NCBI's taxonomy places the organism in Eukaryota, Metazoa, Chordata, Actinopteri, Beloniformes, Adrianichthyidae. The record is from RefSeq and is a predicted model, not a curated record.
AGCGCUGGGACGCGUGGAAAAGGGGGCUCUACUUGGCGGAUAGGGAGGAGGGGGUGCGAGCGUUCUUAACACAUCUGUAAGCGGAGCCCACGUUCAUUAAUUAAAUGGCUUUAGUCCGGCUAGGCCUCAAUUUGCGCUGUUGAGCAGCAGGAGGCGGGCAGUGCAACACUAGAUGCCCGAUUGGCAGCCCACAAUCAGAGGGGUAAGGAAAUAACUCGAGGCCGAGGUUUGUUUUAUUUUUAUUUUUUUGGGAAUCUCCAGCUCACCGAGUGGAGAUUUUUUUUCUGGCUAUCCUGGAUGAACUCAGUCGAUGGUUUGAAGCUGCAGCUCCUGUCGUGUACAGGCGGAGUUUGUCAGGAGUGGAGGGCAGCUAGUUGGAGACAGUUUGACGAGCCCUUAAUUAUCUCUGCCUGCUAACAGGCUAGCUAGCAAAGUGACACGACUGUUAACAGUCCCAGUCCUUUUGUUUAUUAAUUUACUGAUGGCCCAGCGCUAACCGAGAGCCAAAAGAUUAUGCUGACGUAUGCCGAGGAGUCUGGAGAGUUGGUGCGCAGUCAAAGGAAUGGAGUGGCAAAGUGGGUGUGCCCCCUCUGCCAGCAAGGGCAAUCAAACAGAUCUUCCUUGUCUUUACAUCUCAAUGAGCAACACAGCGUACUUCCAUCGUGUGUCAACCGGCUGCUGGACAUUAUUGUUUUAAAACAAAGUGCAAGUGAAGAAGAGGAAAAUCAAGCUCCACAGUCAACAGAUACCGAAUCUUUACACACUGAAGACAGCAGUUCAGAGUCCCGGCAGUCUCGCGAGAGUUCCAACUCUACCCAGAUGCUCGGAGAUAAAGACAUGGAUGAAGACAGAGCAAUGGAGCAGGAGGGAGGUAAAGUUCAACAAGAGCAAGAAGAGGAGGAAACCCCAAUCGCAGGAGCCAAACAACAAAAUGCAACCGAAAGCACAGAAAUGCCCGACACAAGUGAAAAGUCACUCGGUAAAAAUGGUGUGCCAGCUGAAAAUAAUACCCGCUCAUUCAAAUGCAAUGCUUGCCAGGAAAGUUUCUCCAGCAGAACUGCCUUGAGUGUUCAUUACACUUCCACUUCCCACAUUCAGAGAAUGACGACAGGUCCUGCAAAGCAAGGUGCAGAAAGUAAUCCUCAGUCUCCCUCAGUUUCAGCCCGGCCAUUUACAUUGAACAAACCCUACCAGUGCGCUGUGUGCCGAGUCUCUUACAAUCAUGCCAUCACCCUUGAGAGCCAUAUGAAAUCUGUCCUACACCAGACUCGCAGUAGAAAUGCUGGAAUGGUCGCACAAACUGUAAACAGUGCAACGGCUGCUGCUAACCUGAGAGGUAAUGCCGCCUGCGCCUCAAAUAUUGUAGUGACUUCUGGAAAUGAAACGGGUCAUUUAGUCACCUCCAGCACCAGCGCUGCUCCUGGGACACUAAUGCCAACCUCUGCUAAAGAGGGCGAGCAGAUUCCGACUUCACAAGUGGCUCAAUCCCUUCUCGCCUCCCCGGUGGCCUCGGCUCAAGCGGUCUCUGCCUUUCUCACCCUUCUCACUUCCAGUCCCAACACCCUGUCGCACUCCCUGCUCCCCUCCCUGUUCACGGCCAGCGCUGCUCCUGGUGCUGCUGCGCCUCAGCUCGUGCCUCAGCCUCAAAUGGUAAUGCCCUUGAUCCUGAAUGGGCUUCAAGCCCAAACGCAGCAGCAUCAGGAGAACCAGCAAGGCCAGCUCCUCACCCAAUGUGUGCCAUUUGUAGGCCUCGGUGCAGCCCAGCAAGCCCUCCUAACCCAAAGACUUAACAGCUUACAGAACCAGUGGCCCUCUGCCGGACUCCUAAACAUACAGCCUUCUCAGGAAGACCCAAAGCAAACUGUACAGUCUGAGGGAGAGCAAGAGAAGAAGGACAGCAUCGAGACUUCUGAAGACCAGAUGAGAGAUGACCUUAAGAGGGGUUCAUUCAAUAUAAAGGAAGAGAAGUGCGAAGAACUUUACCAAUGUGACAGCACAGAGGUGAAAGUUGACAGUAAUGAAGGCAGGAGGCAGAAGGAGCGUCGCAGCAGCUCAUCAGACAGAAACGCUGCCACAAACCAGCCGGAGUCGGAUGCUGAUAAAGCGGCCGCGUUAAACCUCUCCCAAGCUGCCACGGAGAGGAGCCUCUGCAAUAACGUUUCACCUUCUACAUCCAUGCCGAGCAAUGCAAGCCUCAGUCCUGUAAAUUUAAAUCUUACACUCAGCCCAGAUUCUACCCCUCAAAAACCCCUCACCAGCCCUGGUGAUUCCCCAAAGUCCAACCCGAGCUCCAAUGCCUUAACUACAAACCAAACUCGUCUCCACUCCAAACCAGUGAGAUCCAGUUAUCCAGACCUUCCGGUGCUAUCAGAGUUCCAGUCAGAGGUGCUCUGGGCCUUCUUUGAGUCGCGCAGUGAAGCAGAUGCCGCCAGUCCUCCUCACGAGGACUGCGAAGCUCUGGGCAGAGAGGUCGGUCUGUCCGAAGAAGAGGUACGAAGGUGGUUGACCCAAGCCUGUCAGGCAAAGCAAAGACAGAGGGCAACGGAGGUGGAGCGACUGACACGAUUUUCAGGACGAUUCCAAGGCUCCGAGGACUAUGAUGAUGAUGAGGAAAGUAUGCUAGUCAUAGCAGAGGGUGAGUCUGAGAGUGAUGUUCAGGCUACGAGUGGGCGGGCCAUAGACCUGUCCAGUACUAGAAGGAAGCACAAGCCUAGAGUUGUUGGAAGUAAGGGUCAAGAAGAUUCCUGUCUGACGUCAGACUCAGAAAAUGAGGUCUACACCUCAGUUAUUGUUUCUGAUGAGGAAAGUCAGAAUGAAGUGGUUAAAGAGAGCCAUGAAAGUCCCCCUAAAGUUGAAACCCAGCAAGAUGCUCCCAACGGGUCAGCUGGCGGGAAGGUACUGCGCUCCACUACUGUGUUCUUGUCUGACGCAGAGGAUGAGUAUGAAGAUGAUGAAGGUGGGGGGAGCCACGGAGGCAAGAGGAAAAAACGGAAAGGCGAGUUUGAGCGGGAUGAGGUGGAGGUGAAGCGUGAGAGACCAGAUCCAGACGUGGAUCUGGAGUUGGAGGCUCAGGGGGAUCCUCCAAGUUCACACUCCUCGACAACUGAUAUUGCUGGGAUUGCCCCUGGUGCUCUACACUCAUUUCCGUUGUCGCUCGGUCCCUUUUCUGCACAGUUUCUUAACCCUUACGUUCUCUCUCUUCCUCCCUCAAUGCUCACUGAUGGGGGCAAGAUGCCACUUUUUUCUAAUCCCCAAAAUGUUACACGCUUUUCCAACUCCAUCCUGUCCCAGUCUCUAUCUUCUCACAGCCCGUUGUCUCCCUACCUGUCAAACGGGGAUGACUGCGAGUCCGCUUUGGAUCUGAGUAUGGGGAAGAACAACUCCAAAUCUGUUUCUUCACCCUCCUCUCUUGCUGAUAGUAUUGCAGCACAGAAGGGACAACUGCUGGACGGGCUCGGCUUACGGCCCACUUCCAAAGGUUUGGUUGUCGUGCAGGUUAAGCCAGAAUCCAUCGCCGCCAUGUCUCCGUCAAACAGCCCUAUAAAUCUGGUCAACUGUAGCAACAUUGCAACCCCCCACAUCAACGCACGAGCAGCAGCAAAAAUGAAUGCCAUGCUAAUGGAGAGGGAGCGAGAGAAGGAGAAGGACCGGGAGCAGCAGCAGCAGAGGAAGUCCAAAGGAAAAAGGUACAGAGACAUGCGGCGCUCAAGGACCAUCAUUCAGGCUGAACAACUUGACAUUCUGUACGGCUGCUAUUUCAAAGACCCAAAUCCGGGGAAGCAUGAGUUUGAACAGAUUUCCGAGUGGGUUCACCUUCCAAAGAAAGUUGUGCAGAUUUGGUUCCAGAACAUGAGAGCAAGGGAAAGAAAAGGAGAGGUGCGUUUUAUCAGCGACGGGACGCUGGCGGCUGUUGGAAAGCCUCUCAUCAAAUUCACUUGGCCUCUCUCCAAGCCUAUCUUCUCCAACAAGUCUGCUUCAAACAACACAGGGGGCAUCACUGCCACUCCAAUCGUGCGCACCCUCAUAAAAACAGACAGAGAGCCCGGAAAAGACUUAGACAAAGCAGUCAUGGUGAAAAAAAUAACCCCUGUUCCCAUCAAGCCCAAGGAGAUGAGUUCCACUGCUGCGGGAUCUCCUGUGAGCAGCAGCGCUUCAGCUAUGCCAAAGACACAUCCUGAAACCACCAGCAAUGUCACUAUGGUUAAAGUCACACCCAAAGUCAGUACCCCAGUGCUCUUAGCAGCACCCAGGGACCUUAUUCCAAUCGCCCCUAGGCCACCUCAUCCACAAAAAGCAGAAGAAAGCGAAGAGGAAAAGACAGAUGAGGAAAAAGACGAUGGAAGUGAGAUGACAUCUGGACCGGGAAUAGCUAACCGCAUGGUACCAAAGCUGGCCACAACUCCCAUCAAUAACAGGGCUUCAGUGACGGCAGUGGUGCCACAAAAACAGAACGGGCUGAACUACUGGACCCCCAAAGUCCCCAUUAAAAUCAACACGCUGUCAAGAGAACAAUUGGCUCUUCCCACACACAGCGCUCGCACCAUCCCGCCUCCUCCCACACCCAACAUUGCACCAGUGAGCCCAAAUACCCAGAGCUCAGUUAAAGUGGCCAGCCCCUCCACUCCAGCCGUGGCUAAAUCGAGCCCAGGAGACAGCGGCUUUCUGUCCCACUCAUCCAGCCGUCGGCCACGCACUCACUUGUCUUGCCUACAGCUAUCCAUCCUGCAGUCGUGCUACGAGACCUGCGCCCACCCAAACGCCAUGGAGUGCGAGGCCAUCGGAAGUGAAUUGAACCUUCCACUGAAGGUGGUCCAGAUCUGGUUCCAGAACACGAGAGCAAAAGAGAAGCGCUGGAGGCUGCAGCAGGAAAAACUGUCUCCUCUAACAGGUGGGAAGGUGGACAUGAGCUCAGGAGGCUACCUGCAGUACAGUGCUCUAAAGGCGAAUCGGCCCAUCCUACCCAAGCCCGUUCAGCUAACGGUCACUGAACCUCUAGCCUCUCCAGUGCCAGGUCAACCAGUGCCAAAGGAGGCCCUGACGGGGCACUGCGACGCCUGCAAAGUCUCCUUUGAGUCACGAGCUGCAGCACGGGCCCAUGUUUUCUCCCCACGUCACCUGGCUACCCUGAGAACCACUAACUUUGGCCAGCCGACGGCACUCGUCAAAAGUGGAAGCAGUACCAGCGGAUCGGGCAGUAUACUGCCAAGCUCACAAGUCUCUCUUCCCACCCCCGUAGCCAGCUCUGGAGCUGGUUCUGAGGGCGAGAUAGUCAUCGAGCUGCCUCUGUCGACGGCCACCAGCAGCAGUUAGACUCAGAUCAUAAAUGGUCUGCAAAAUGACACUUGUCGGACCCAUUUGGGCUCCUCAGAUUUAAAAACAAAUUAGAGCACUAAUCCUCUAAAGCUAAUACUCUUUUGAAAUGACAUUUGCUAUCCCUUUUUGCCCGCUGUUCUUUGCUCAACCUCCACUCAACUUGACAUGCGUUAACCCAGAGACUCCACCCGGAAUCAAACACAAACGCUUUCCUUGCUGCUUGUCACUCUGUGGCCGUCUGGGAAACUUUUAAACUUCUCAAUUUUCUUGAGCCCUCACACACUUUAUACUGAUGUUUUUGGUCCUGACCCUGUGGUAUGUAUUAACCUUACUUCUUAUUGUUUGUAAAGCCCUUGACUUUCUAUGCUUAAAUCCUACCCUGAAGACUGAAUCUGUUUUUUUAAACCCUUUUUUCUCUUUUGCAAAUGGGCCCAGCAAUUCUGUUUUUUGGGAUGAUAACAUAAAAUGUUGGUAAUAGAAGGCUUCCUGUUUGCUCCUGUGGAAUUGUAUUUCUCAUGCCUGCUAUCACUUUUAGGGCAAAGGUUAAUCUGUUAAUACAAAAAGACUGAAGCAAUGGGAAAGGAAAAGCUGAUACUUUUUUAUUUUUGUUUGGGUUUUCUUUUUUUUUUUUUUAACUCUUGGGGUGUGCUCAUUUGGGAUAUAAAAAGGUACUAAUGAGAGAAUAGGGCUGUUGAAUUAUUAUUCCUUAAAUACAUCUUCAUAAUUUCAUGACAAUCCAAAUAGACUGCGCUUUGAAAAGUUUAGGAAAGUAGAAUUUUUUUGGCAUACUGCACUUUGACAGAUUUUACGUAUUCUGAAAAUAUUUUAAACAUUCUAAUACUGGUGUCUUUUUACUGAAAGAUGCAUGUUGGACGCCAUAAUAUUAAAUAAAUUGAUUUUUUUUUUUCUUCUUCGAAUUAAACAUGCUUUAGGAGUCUUGCCCAAAAAUUAGACCUGGGUAUUUUAAAAGAAGAGCUUUGUUCCAAUUGACGUUUAUAUCCACUUCUGAAGGAAUCUAACCAUUUCCUGCCUGUAAAGUUGUCCGCAUUCUUUACCAACAGCUGUAAUUAUUACAUUUUUUUUUGCUUUUACUUUAAAUUUCAACAAUACUUUAUACUUCCCACCCCCAUCUCAUUUUGGAAUAUGGCUCUUCAGUCAGGAAGACAUUUACAUUUCUCAUUGGUGCGCCUAGAAAUGACAUGUUAAUUCAAGUCCAGAUAAUCUGUGUAUAAUGUGUUUAAAAUUCACUUCAAUCUGGAAGGUAAAGACCCAUUUUUCUGUAUUUAGGUUUCACAUUAAAUAUUUUUUUUAUUAACUUCUUGAGUGUUUAACAAAUGACAAUAUAGGCAGUGACAGAUUUUUUGAGGUCAAAAGCCAAUCCUGCUAAAGGGUGAAGCAAGGUUUGCAAAAUGGACUGUUUUUCUGUACUUUGUUGCCUUGCUUAAAUGGGUUUAAAAGAAGAUGAAUUCUGUUUGCGCCCUAAAAUCAGCCAUCUAAUAACUACGACAAGGGAGAUAGUAGGGUACAACAAGUAUCCUCAAGGGACUAACGGAUACUAGGAAGCAAAUUAGGAAACUAAAUUAGUUGACUGAGCUAACAAGAUGGUGCUGUUUUGAAGGAUCUUCAACAAACUAAAGGUGUUUUUUUUCUUCCUUCAAAUUAAGUUGUAUAUUAAUGUUGCUAUUGAUAGUUUUAACAAAAAAUGCAAAACUAAAACAAACUUUUGUAAAGAAAUAUAUAAAAAAAAUAACUGAUAUUCCAAAGUGAUCCUCCUCCCUGUGCUUUGUCAUUCAAAAACCAAAAAGCAAUCUUUAGGUCGACAGAGAGCAGGAGGGGUGUAAUGCAAACUGUAAAUGACAUCCCACGGCUUGGCACUUGCACUAGUCCACAAUUUUUUGCACAAGCUACAGAACACAGCCAUUACCACAGCAUUGAGUCACUUGGUGUGUUUCUUUUUUUCCAAACAAAGCCGCUAACCAUGUCCUUCAAUGAGUAAUAAGUUGUACAUCUGUUGGAAACUGUAUCUUGUGUGUAAAGCAAAGGACUGGAAUGCUUGAAUCUCAAGACUGGGAUUACACACAUACACACACGCACACACAUUCAAACACGGUGUUGCACUGUCCAAACUAGAUUCAUUUUUAUGGAGAUCUGCUUUUUACUCUUUUUGUUUAUUGUCACUUUAUCACUAUUGUUAUAACUGUACUACUACUUAUACGAUUUAUUAUUACUGCUCAUCACUGUUUUGGAUUAUUGAUUCAUAAUGGUUUUUAAAUGCCACCUCUGCUCAAAAAGAGUAAUACUUCCUUGAAUAUUGAACAAUAAUCGUGGCAGUGUUGUUAAGAAUUGUUAGACUUUUGAUUAAGCUUAUGUUUUGUUUUGGUUUUUUUUCCCUCAUCUGUACCUGCCUUUUGUGUUUGGUCUCCAUUAUGCUUUCUUUGAUAUUCAGUAAAAGAAAUAAAACUUAUUGAACAACAAAA